AUGUCUGAUCAAGACAAGUCCGCACUUGACGCCAACAAAGGUUCCGUCGGCUCCCAGUUCAAGCCCGAAGGAUCCAUUGGACAAAUGGGAGAAAAAGCCGGUGGUCCGCUGAGCAGCAAAGGCGCGGUAGGAAAGGAGUUCACGCCUGAGGGGUCAGUUGGUGGCACUGCACAGUCGGCCGCCGAACAAAUGCAGGGAGAGAAGAAGCCUAUCUUUGACAAAGAUGGCGCAAUUGGCAAACAAUUCAGACCUGAGGGAGCAAUCGGCAGCGUCGGCGAGGCCGUUGGCGGUCCCCUCUCAUCCCAGGGUGCUAUUGGAAAGCAGUUCACCGAGCAAGGAGCGGUAGGAGGAGCGAUCCAGGAGAAUCUGGGCAGUGGGAAGAAGUAG
Molecule: messenger RNA, 387 nt
Organism: Fonsecaea multimorphosa CBS 102226
Lineage: Eukaryota; Fungi; Ascomycota; Eurotiomycetes; Chaetothyriales; Herpotrichiellaceae
Exons: 7
Coding region: 1-387 (128 amino acids)
Source: RefSeq, a predicted model, not a curated record